CCUCAUUUUCCAUUCCGUUUCCCAAGCUCUAUCCAAACGCCACCUAAGGUUUACGCCCAUAUUCGCCCAUAACCUCCCCCAAUUCGCCCAAAUUUCCUCGCCUCCUCCGAUCCCCUCUCGCGACCCCGGCCGCGGAAGCUACUAGAAGCUUCCAUGGAUGCCGCGCAGCUGACGCCGGGCGCGGUGCAGGCGAUCGCGGACGAGGCGGGGCCGGCGGCGAUCCAGCCGGUGCUGCAGGUGGUGAAGUUGCGCCUCGUCACCACCAAGGCCGACAACGCCAACUCCAACUCGUCGUCACGGUUCCGCAUGGUGCUCUCCGACGGCGCCCACUCGCUACAGUCUAUGCUCGCCACUGCCUUGAACCCACUCGUCAGGGACGGCACUCUACGCGUGGGCACCAUCGUCCACCUCAACGAGUUCGUGUGCAAUACCAUCCAGGGUAAAAGGAUCAUUAUUGUUGUGAAACUGGAAAUUCUGCAAAGUGAGUGCACCAUGAUCGGGAGCCCCAAAAACUACGAAGCGAAAAGUUUAACUAAGGUACAAGACCCUAACAUACCGACCAGUGCAGCUCAAAGUAAUAGUAGAAUCUAUUCCGGUGGCCCAGGCAUGAUGGGGUCUUCCGUUGCUCCAAGGGCAGAGCAGGCUGCUAACAAACUCUCAUAUAGUGGACCCUAUAACGGUGCUCAAGGCAUGGUGGGGUCUUCUAUUGGCCAGACAGUAGAACCUGGUCCUAGCAAUGUGUUCACUGGUGGCUCUUAUGGUGCAAUGUCGGCACAGAACACAAUUAAUGCCAACAUGGUACAGCCAAAAUCUCAGCAGCCUUUGCUGAACUCUCAUCAAAAUGAAAUGUUUGCAGUUCCUGCCACAGGUGGGGGCUUUGGCCCUCCUGGCAAUACUUACGGGCACCCUGCACAGCCUUCAUAUCAGCAGCUGCCUCCAGAUUGUAUCAAUCGAGGCCCUGCUGCUGGGAAUGAAUCUACAACUCAUAUCGUUCCGAUUGCUUCAUUGAAUCGGUACCGGCAGAAUAAGUGGACAAUCAAGGCUAGGGUGACUGCAAAGACUGAUCUCAGGUACUACACCAACUCCAAAGGUCCAGGAAAAGUUUUCUCAUUUGAUCUCCUUGAUGCACAAGGCGGAGAAAUUCGCGCAACAUGCUUCAAUUUGGCGGUUGAUCAAUUUUAUGACCUAAUUGAGGUUGAUAAGGUGUACUUGAUAUCUAGAGGAAAUCUUAAACCCGCAGAGAAGAAGUAUAACCAUUUGAACCAUGAGUACGAAAUAACUCUGGAUGCAUCAAUAUCGUCUGUUGAGAUUUGCUCUGGUGAUGAUAACAGCAUCCCUAGGCAGCAGUUCAAUUUCCAGCAGAUCAGCGAAAUAGAGAACAUGGAUAACGAUGCCAUGGUUGAUUUACUUGGUGUUGUUACAUCAGUUGGCCCUUCUGAUACAAUAAUGAAGAAGAAUGGCACUGAAACCCAGAAAAGAACUCUUCAACUGAAAGACAUGUCUGGUCGGAGCGUGGAAUUAACCAUUUGGGGAAACUUCUGUAAUGUUGAAGGUCAGCAGCUGCAGUUGCAGUGUGAUUCUGGUUUGAAUCCUAUACUUGCUUUGAAAGGUGUCCGUGUCAAUGAUUUCGGGGGCAGAUCAGUGGGCACAAUCAGUUCAACUCAGUUAAAGAUGAACCCAGACUUUCCUGAGGCAGAAAGGCUGAGGCAGUGGUACAUAAUUGAAGGAAAGACUGCCGCUUGUGUUCCUUUAUCUCGGGAAAUGUCUAAUAUGGGCCGGGGUGAUGUCCGCAAAACGAUUGCACAGAUCAAUGCUGAAAACUUGGGGCGAUCAGGUAAGCCAGACUGGAUCACUAUUAAGGCUGCAAUUUCAGAAGUACGGACUGAGAGUUUUUAUUAUCCAGCUUGCCCGUUGAUGUUUAACAAGAAGCCAUGUAACAAAAAGGCCAUACAGAAUGGUGAUGGGAUGUGGCAUUGUGAAAGAUGUGAUAAGAUCUUUGAAAACUGUGAGUAUAGGUACUUGGUUACGUUUCGAAUCCAAGAUCACACCGGUACUACCUUUGUUACUGCAUUCCAGGAGGCCGGUGAGCAGAUAUUUGGCUGUCCGGCUCAAGAACUUUUCUUGAUAAGAAAUGUCAACCAAGAUGUCGCACUAUUCACCGAGAUCAUAGAAGGGGUCCGUUGGCAUCAAUAUCUAUUCAAGUUGAGAGUCAGGGAGGAAGUGUUCAACGAUGAGAAGCAUGUGAAAUGUAGCAUUGUUAAAGCUGAAAAAGUGGAUCCAUUGGAAGAGAGUAGAAUCCUUCUUGGAGCGAUUGACAGCCUUCUACUGGAUGGGUUAGGCUCAAACCCAGGGGUGCAAGGCGCUGUUAUUACCCCUAACGCAGGUUUCACCAAUUCACAAGGCGGUCACAAUGUGCUUACCUCCAACAACGCCUAUACCAUGAAUAUGGGUGCCGCAAAUCAGUUUGGGCGGCAAGGAAGCAUAGGUGGGUGGAUGUCAACCCCACUGUCAGCGACACAAAAUGUACAGACUUGCAGUGCUUGUGGAUCCAGUGGGCACAACGCACAGAACUGCCCUUCUGGUGUGGAUAGGCAGCAACCAUCUGCAGGUGGCCACUUCACAGGCAUUAACUAUGGCUCUACUGCUGGCAAUGCCAGCUCGGGUUUGUGCUUCAAAUGUAAUCAGCCUGGGCACUGGUCUAGAGACUGUCCAGGGCAGGCUUCUGGUCCCCAGCAACAGGCAUAUGGGAAGAGUGUUGCAUCGGGAGGCUUCACAGGCCGUAACUAUGGUGCUACCGCUGGUAACACCUGGUCGGAUGUGUGUUUCAAAUGCAACCAGCCUGGGCACUGGUCUAGAGACUGUCCAGGGCAAUCAACCGGACCCCGGCACCAAACAUAUGGGAAUAGCAUGGCAUCAGGAGGUUACAGUAGGUAAUCCUUCGCUGGGCGCUAAUAAAGUAUUCUGCCAGUCAAGCAGCAUCUUGAAUUUUCUUUUAGCUGUAUGGCAUCGCUGUGCAUUGUGUACAGUAGUUAAAUCUACCCUGUUUAUGGCCUCUAAUGUUCACUGGGCACCUGUGUCUGCACCUUGUAUUGCUACUUCGAAAGUAUAUAUUAUCAGUUAUGUCCUGUCA
Molecule: messenger RNA, 3130 nt
Organism: Phragmites australis (common reed)
Lineage: Eukaryota; Viridiplantae; Streptophyta; Magnoliopsida; Poales; Poaceae
Product: replication protein A 70 kDa DNA-binding subunit C-like
Exons: 2
Coding region: 154-2934 (926 amino acids)
Biological process (GO): DNA replication; double-strand break repair via homologous recombination; telomere maintenance via telomerase
Cellular component (GO): nucleus; DNA replication factor A complex
Molecular function (GO): zinc ion binding; single-stranded telomeric DNA binding; damaged DNA binding
Source: RefSeq, a predicted model, not a curated record